ACUAAGCAUUUUCCAUAAAUAUAUCACCUUUGUCGUUAGCAUUAUAUUGUGGCCAGUGAAGCAGGACAAGAAAAGGUACAGUGGGUAAAACGAUCGAUCCGAAGAAUCCACCUUCUCUCUCAACUGCUCAUCUUCUCUCUCUAGACUCAGUAAAAUAUUCACACACACAAAACUAAAAUAAAAAUAGCAAUUAUAGAAAAGGAAAAGCCUUCUUCUGGAUUUUUUGCUGUUCUAUUCAUUUCUCAGGUGGGAGAUCUCGUGGCCGUGUGCUUCUUGGAGUGCUGUCGAUCAAUGGAAAAACUUUGAGCUCUCUGUCGGAACCCACAUCGGGAAAACAAAAAAAAUACACAAAACUUGGAGAAAUCUCUGGUACGGCGACCGAAGGAUUGCUUAAGAAUCAUGGCGGUGGUUGAAAAUGCUGCGUUGAACGGCGUCGGAUCAUCGAACGGGAGCGACGCGAGUGUACAGAACGGCGUCGUUGCCUCUGAUCAUCAUCAACAGUCAGCGAAGACUGAUCAGCGGUCAACUGAACCGAGCAGGGAUCAGAAUUUCCAGUUGACGCAGGACGAAAAAGAGGAGGGCAAGAACGGGAAUGGCGUGGAUUUAACGAUUCAGGGAGAGAUUGACAAGGACGGCGAUGGUAGCGGCGGGGAGGGGUAUAAGAGGGAGAAAGAAAUGAGGGAUUUGGCAGAUAUGCUGUCGAAAUUGAACCCCAUGGCUGAGGAGUUUGUGCCGCCGUCUUUCAUCAACCAUAUACCCGUGCUUCUGCCUCCGGGCGGAGGGCAUUUUGGGUAUGAUGCCACAAACUUUGUUGCUCUUCAGACUCACUCUGGCCUCCCCAAUGGGAACUUCAUCAGAAGGUUGCAGAAGAAGAAUGGAUAUACUAAUGGGAAGAGAAGGCUGAAUAACAGGACAAGCUUAGCUCAAAGAGAAGAGGUCAUAAGGAGGACUGUUUAUGUAUCUGACAUUGAUCAUCAGGUCACUGAAGAACAGCUUGCUGCACUGUUUCUUAACUGUGGCCAGGUUGUUGAUUGCCGUAUCUGUGGUGAUCCAAACUCAGUGCUCCGGUUUGCAUUCGUGGAGUUUACUGAUGAAGAGGGAGCAAGAAAUGCUUUGAGUCUGGCAGGGACUAUGCUUGGCUACUAUCCCGUGAGAGUGCUUCCCUCCAAAACUGCAAUUGCACCCGUUAACCCCACAUUUCUUCCACAGUCAGAAGAUGAGAGAGAAAUGUGUGCAAGAACUAUAUAUUGCACAAAUAUUGAUAAGAAGGUUACUCAUUUGGAUGUCAAGCUCUUCUUUGAAACCAUAUGUGGAGAGGUUCUCCGCCUGAGGCUGCUUGGUGACCAUAAUCAUUCAACUCGCAUAGCCUUUGUUGAGUUUGUAAUGGCGGACAGUGCAAUUGCUGCUUUAAACUGCAGUGGUGCAGUCUUGGGAACACUUCCAAUAAGGGUAAGUCCAUCAAAGACACCUGUUCGACCACGUGCACCCCGAUCAACUGCAAUGCACUGAUCUUUAUAUCAAUAUAUCGUCGUAGUCACUGCUUUUGAAGCUUUCAUUGCUCUGGGAGCUGUCACGUUUAUCUAUAUCGUUCAUAUAUAUCUAAAUGCACAUAGAUACACUGCAACCCUUUGUUUAUCUAUAUAUAGUUUUACUUCGAUUAUCCACCCAGCUUACGCUCUUGGGUUUUAUGUAAAGCCGGCCAACUGAGAAGGGGGGGAUUUAUAUCCGCCCGCUCCGUUUGAGUUUGUAGAGUUGUCAUGAGGCUUACUUAUGGUACUAUUUAUACAUUGGCCAGUAAUGCUUAAACUCUUUGGGCAAUGCCCACCAAAGUACUGAUGAGUGAUGCUAGUUCAUGUUUGGCUUACAUUAUAUACUUUUGGAGCAAUACACUUUGUUUUUAGUUUUUU
This is a messenger RNA of Cuscuta epithymum, 1907 nucleotides long. NCBI's taxonomy places the organism in Eukaryota, Viridiplantae, Streptophyta, Magnoliopsida, Solanales, Convolvulaceae. The record is from the annotation of a GenBank genome assembly.